AUGCUAUGCGUGGGGCCAAUUGAAUCUCAGUAUCGGCAUCUGUUCUACAUGUCACAUCCCUCGGACGCGCAGUACCGGACCGAUAUCCCGGCGUACUACAUCACGGCCGUCGACAAGGAGACGCUAGGGAAUAUCCACCUCGGAACAAGCAAAUCACGCUUGCGAAAGAUGGAGUUCGAAGCAUUGCUUAGUUCGAAGCAGACUGCAUCGGAUCGUCCACUCUUUGACGAGGCUGGGAAAGCCUCGACACUAUUCACUGCGCGACCGGCGAAAUUGAUGGGUAGUCGGUAUAACUGGAUCCAGGAGGAUGGGUCUCAGGUCGCGGUGGAGGAAGGGAAGGACGAUGAGGAUAAAAUGGUUAUUGCAGCUCCAAUGACGGAGGAGAUGCGAGAUGCGCUGGUCGCAGUGUGGAUGCUGAAGUUAUGGUAUGAGACGGCCGAAACUAGACAGGCCAAGCGAGAAGGUCAGUUCCCUGUCGGGCCUGGGUUGAACGUGGCUAACUCCGUCUCAGAGCUAGAACGAAUGAUGCCGCCUGUUUCUUCCUAUCAGGACUGGAACUACGCGAAGAAAGUUGGGACACUUGGAGGUUUCGCUGGUGCUGGUGGUGGCGGUAAUGGUUGCUGA
This is a messenger RNA of Aspergillus calidoustus, 624 nucleotides long. NCBI's taxonomy places the organism in Eukaryota, Fungi, Ascomycota, Eurotiomycetes, Eurotiales, Aspergillaceae. The record is from the annotation of a GenBank genome assembly.